Andrographis paniculata is the source of this 1708-nucleotide messenger RNA. Its product is annotated as FCS-Like Zinc finger 8-like. Bases 497 to 1390 code for a protein of 297 amino acids. Lineage: Eukaryota; Viridiplantae; Streptophyta; Magnoliopsida; Lamiales; Acanthaceae. The transcript is spliced from 3 exons. The record is from RefSeq and is a predicted model, not a curated record.
AUUUUUCCUCUUUAAAAAGAACUAAAACAGCCAUACUUCUCCCCCUCCUUUUUCUCUGAAAUGUUCAUCUCACUUUCUUCUUCAAUCCAAUGAAUGUCUGCUUCUUCUUCACAUCAAGAUCUCUAAUCCUCAUUUCAAUCAUUUAAUUCGAUUCCUUCUUGUAAUAGAAAUUUCUUGCUGUUUCUGUUUCUGAUUAACCCCUGAUUCCAAUUUUAAUUUUAAUAUAUAUAUAUAUAUAUAUAGAUAUAUUUUCUUUUUAUCUCUAUGCCUUAUUCUUCAAAAAUGGAGGCCAAUGAGAUUUAGCAUUCACCAGUGUCUAAUUCCUCCUCCUAUAAAUUUUCAUGUGUAAAGAUUUCAGUUUUUGAGAGGAAAGCGAAAAACACACAAAAGCCUUUUGUUUUUUCGUUUAUUCUUUUGAUGGUUAUAAUAAAGUGAGAGUAGCCGCCCGCCCCCCCCCCCCCCCCUUUUUUUCCCACUGUAUUUUGAUCAGCUGCAAAUGUUGAGGAACAGAUCAUCAUCAAGAGCAGUGACUAACAAGAAGCAAGCUUUAAUGGCGGAUCAAACUUCCCUGCUUUCUCCCACUUCCCCAAUCUCCACUUUCUUGGCAUCCCCAAAAAUUUUCAACAUCUUCUUGUCCAAGAACCCGCCUGAUUCAGACAGCCCAACCUCCAUUCUUGACAGCAAGAAUUCCUCCCCAAGUUUUUCUGCAAACCCUUUUGGUCUUGACAGGGGCCUGUCCAAAUCCAAUUCCAAACCCCAAAUCCAAUCUCCCAAACCAGGGGGGGAUCAGGCCAUUGGGCUUGCCCUGAUAGAUUCGAUCAUUGAGGAGAAAUCAGGAGAUGAAGGGGUUUUAUUUUCGAAGCCUGUGAACAGGAUGGCCCUGUUUGGAUCAAAGCUGAAAGUGCAGAUCCCUGUAAUAAACCCUUCUUCUUCUCCAGGGGAGGAACUGUCCCCAAAAUCACCAGCUGAUUUUGGGAUCAAGACAAGGAAUUCACAGCAGGUUUUAAGCCCUUUUGUUGGUUCUUCAAGGGACCUGUCCAGACAGCUUUCUUUGAAGGAAAUGGAGAUGUCUGAGGACUACACCUGUGUCAUCACUCAUGGCCCUAAUCCCAAAACCACUCACAUAUUUGAUGACUGUAUUGUCGAGUGUUGCUGUGGUGGUGCUGAUGAUGGAGCUUCCAUGGCUGCUCCAAAAUCUGGUGAUUUCUUGAAGGGCAUUUGCCACAAUUGUAAGGGCUUUCUUGGAAGUGGAAAAGAUGAUUUGUGCAUUUACAGGGGUGAGAAAGCCUUGUGUAGCCAUGAAUGCCAUUGCCAAGAAAAGCUCUCUCAAACUGAAACAAACAACAAUGGUGAUGAGAUGAUGAUGAUGAUGGAACAUUCUACUUUGUAGAAAUAUAUAUAUAUAUUAUAUAAAUAUAUAAAUAUGCAACAACACUUAUUAUAUAUAUACACUCAUUUUCUGGGCUCCAUUGAUUCAGUAAAAGCCAUCCAUCAGUGAUCAAAAUUUUCCAGAAGGGACAUGAAUGCAAUUGACCUUAGCUAGUGAAUUAAAGAUAUUCAAUGUCAUUUUUUAAAUUUUCUUGUUUAUUUUGGUAUCUGUCCUGUUUGUUUGUUAUUAUGUACAGAGAGAGAGAGAUUGCCAUAAAAUGGAGAAUGUAUAAUAUAGUGAUUUGACAAGUGAUUUAUUUUAUUUUAUUAUCUUUGUUAA